This is a messenger RNA of Theobroma umbraticum, 3039 nucleotides long. The record is from RefSeq and is a predicted model, not a curated record. Lineage: Eukaryota; Viridiplantae; Streptophyta; Magnoliopsida; Malvales; Malvaceae.
UUCUAGUUGAACGGUUUUCCGCGCCGCGUGAAUCUAGGAAACCUGUCUUCAUUCGUGUUUCCGAUCUCCAGAGUCCAGCUUGGAUAAAGUUAUUCCUGCAUAGCAUCUUAAGCCAAGAAUUGGGUACCCUGCUCUGAGCUCUCUCUCCUCUCUCAAGCUAAAUUUCCUUUAUCAAUCCUGCUAACGUAAAGGUAGCACCUUGUGGUAUGAUUACCGGCACUGGGUCUCUACCAAAAAGUUUUGAACUUCAUUUCAGCUUUUGAGAAAAGAUCAAAUCUUUCUUAUUCAUCUAUGCGGUUACUGUUAAACACAUGUAGAGCGUAUUCUACGAGCUAUACGGUGGUACCCAGAUCUCGGAUUGCCCAAUUUGCUCGUGUGGGUCAAAUCCAGAGUGCCCGUAAAGUUUUCGAUGAAUUACCCAACAAAACAAUCGAUACUUGGAACUCAAUCAUCGCAGGCUACUUUCAGAACAACCAGCCCAAUGAAGCUCAGCUUCUGUUCAACAAAAUGGCGGAGAAAAACACCAUUUCUUGGAAUAAUUUAAUUGCUGGGUAUGUGAAAAAUGGAAUGGUUGGUGAAGCUAGGAAAGUUUUUGAUAAAAUGCCGGAACGCAAUGUAGUUUCAUGGACUGCCAUGGUUCGGGGGUAUGUUCAAGAGGGUAUGAUGUGCGAGGCAGAAUCAUUGUUUUGGUUGAUGCCCGAAAAGAAUGUGGUUUCAUGGACGGUGAUGUUAGGCGGACUAAUUCAAGAGGGUCGGAUUGAUGAGGCGCGUAGGUUGUAUGAUAUGAUGCCGGAAAAGGAUGUGGUCGCUAGGACUAACAUGAUAGCGGGGUAUUGUAAAGAAGGACAUUUGAGUGAAGCAAGAGAGAUUUUUGAUGAGAUGCCACGGAGAAACGUUAUAUCUUGGACUACUAUGAUUACAGGGUAUGCACAGAAUAAUCGUGUGGAUAUUGCUAGGAAGCUUUUUGAAGUGAUGCCUGAGAAAAAUGAGGUGUCAUGGACAGCUAUGUUGAUGGGUUAUACACAGUGUGGAAGGUUAGAAGCAGCUUGGGAACUUUUUGAGGCAAUGCCGGUGAAGUCAGUUCUCACAUGCAAUGCUUUGAUUCUUGGGUUUGGCCACAAUGGAGAGGUGACAAAAGCAAGGAGGGUAUUUGAUGAAAUGAAGGUGAAGGAUUAUGGGACAUGGAGUGCAAUGAUUAAGGUUUACGAGAGGAAAGGAUUUGAAUUGAAAGCACUUGAUCUGUUCAUAUUAAUGCAAACAGAGGGGAUUAGGCCAAAUUUUCCAUCUCUGAUUAGCAUUCUUUCUGUUUGUGCCAGCUUGGCAAGUUUGGAUCAUGGUAGGCAGGUUCAUGCCCAGUUGGUGAGGUCACAAUUUGAUGUUGACGUAUAUGUUGCCUCUGUUUUGAUUACAAUGUAUAUUAAGUGUGGUGAUCUUGUAAAAGCAAAGCUGGUUUUUGAUAGGUUUUCUUCAAAGGAUAUUGUUAUGUGGAAUUCUAUGAUCAGUGGUUAUGCCCAGCAUGGUCUAGGUGAGGAAGCUUUAUGGAUUUUCCAAUCAAUGUUUUCUACUGGAAUGAUGCCAGAUGAUAUUACCUUUGUUGGAGUUCUCACAGCUUGUAGUUACACUGGGAAGGUUAAAGAAGGGCUUGAAAUCUUUGAGUUGAUGAAAUCCAAAUAUCUGGUGGAACCAAAAACUGAGCAUUAUGCUUGCGUGGUGGAUUUGCUUGGCCGAGCAGGCAAGGUAAAUGAGGCAAUGAAUUUAAUUGAAAAAAUGCCAGUGGAGGCAGAUGCUGUUGUUUGGGGUUCUCUAUUAGGGGCCUGUAGAACCCAUGGAAAGUUGGAUCUCGCUGAAGUUGCAGCAAAGAAGCUUCUACAGCUUGAGCCUGAAAAUGCUGGUCCCUACAUCCUGUUGUCGAAUAUAUAUGCAUCUCAACAUAAAUGGAGUGAUGUUUCAGAGCUGAGAAAAAAUAUGAGGGCAAGGUGUAUGAAGAAAUCACCUGGUUCUAGCUGGAUUGAGGUAGAGAAAAGAGUACAUAUGUUCACUACAGGUGAUAGCAGGUCACAUCCUGAGCAUGCAAUGAUCAUGAGGAGGUUGGAAAAAUUAGGUGUGUUGUUGAGAGAAGCUGGGUAUUGUCCUGAUGGUAGUUUUGUGCUGCAUGAUGUUGAUGAGGAAGAAAAGUUGUAUAGCUUGAGGUAUCACAGUGAGAAAUUGGCUGUGGCUUAUGGAUUGUCGAAGGUGCCUAAAGAGAUGCCUAUUCGUGUCAUGAAAAAUCUUCGUGUUUGUGGAGAUUGCCACAAUGCAAUUAAAUUAAUAGCAAAAGUAACCGGGAGAGAGAUCAUUUUGAGAGAUGCUAAUAGAUUCCAUCAUUUUAAGGAUGGCUUCUGUUCUUGCAGCGACUACUGGUAAUAGACUAGCUUGUAAUGUAAUUAGCGGAUUCAAGUACAAAUUGGUCUUGAGGCAAUAUUCAUCCAUACCCCAGCAGCGCACCCGUCAUUGGUGUCACGCUUAAGAUUUGCAGCACCUACAACUCACAAUACCAGACUGCCUUUAUUCAGAUGAUAUUGGUUCCGGCGGGUGGUGAUAUCCUUGAGUUCAAGGUUCAUAUUAUUUAUCUUUUCAAAAAGAACAAGUGAAAGCAAAUUGUGAUUCAUGUCAUCGGUGGGCUCUGUAAAUGUCUAGUUUCUCGACUGAAACAUUUGUUAUAGAAUGUUUGCAGAUCUGCCUUCAAACCUGCACACACAACUGCUUUGUAUUAACUUCAUGCUGCAAUGCCAAAGACUUUUAUAAUGGUUUUUAACGUAUGACAUGUGGGAUGGCACCUGUGGAAGAGGAUGUUGCAUACCGCAUUCUCUCGACCAAAUCUACUUCCGGAAUUUUUACAAAAAAAGGGAAAAGGAUGUUAUUUUACUCAUGUUUAGGCAUGUUUCUGAUUUUCUAUGUUAUUUAAGCGCACAACUCCGAUUUUGGUAUUCUUUGGUAUAUAUCCUCAAAAUUUAAUCUUCCUAUGUUUGGUAGUUAGUUCUUUGUAUAACAUCCAUGCAU